This is a messenger RNA of Entrophospora sp. SA101, 819 nucleotides long. NCBI's taxonomy places the organism in Eukaryota, Fungi, Glomeromycota, Glomeromycetes, Entrophosporales, Entrophosporaceae. The record is from the annotation of a GenBank genome assembly.
AUGUCCUUGAUGCAAGAAAAUAAAAAUUCUUCUACAAGGAAAUAUAGACAAAAAAAUAAUUUGAAAAAUAAUAGUUCUGGAAAAAAAAUUUCUAGCAGCGAAAAUGAAAAACCCCGAAAAUUAACUCAAAAACAAAUAUAUCUUAAACAAAAUCUUGAAAAACUUAAAGAAUAUGAAGAAUUGAUAACAGAAUGGCAAGAAAAGUUAUUUGAAACAGUUCAUAUGGAAAUUUUACGUGAUGCAGCAAAAUAUAUGUCCCCACAUCAUUAUCAAGAAGUUAUUGAAGAAAGAAAUGCAGAUAAAUUGUGUGGAUAUCCAAUAUGUGACAAAAAAUGUCAAGAAAUUAAAGGACAAUUUAGAAUUUCUAAUCAAACAAGAAAAAUAUACGAUAUAACAGAAUUAAAAUGUUUUUGUUCAAAGACAUGUUAUACAUCAUCUAAAUAUUAUGAAAAACAGUUAUCCGUGGAACCAAUUUAUAUGAGAAACUUGGAAGUAUGGAGGGAGGAACAUAUUGAUAUUUUACCAUUAAAUGGAAAAUCUUCUUCUUUAACAACUAAUAAUAACAAAAAUAGUAGCACUGAUCCAUCAAUUCCUGCUGAUACAGAAUUUUUUUAUGAUGCUAUUGAAGGAUUUCGUAUUGAUUACAAUAAAAAAAGCAGAACUGAUGAUGGUGAUGGCGAGAAACCCAAAACAACAUUUUUAUUACAAAAAAGUGAAAAAAUUAGCAAAAAUGAUGCAAAUCAAAAAACAAAAAUGGAAAGUUUCAUUAUUCUGAUGAUGAGAAAGAAGAAAAUCAAGAUCAUAAAAAUCAUAAUUUAA